AUGGAGGACUGCUCCAGCUGCGCGAGCCAAUACGGAGAAGAGAUAGUUGAAGGAAACGAAACUCCAGAGCACCUGCUGCAGGAGGUUCAACAGGCACACGCACUAACCCUUGUGUCAAUGCCAACGCUGAAGGUACCGAUUUCGAGAUUUCUGCAACUAUCAAGGCUGUUCAUAAAAAACGCUUGGAAUAUUGCUCCAGCUCUGCUCGAAUCGUACAGCCUGGUAUACCUGCUACAGCCGCUGGUGCUAAUAAACUUCAUCAAUGAUGUCUGGACGGCAACACAACAAAAACAACAUCUCGGCAUUAAUCAAGGAAGGAAUCUCGGAAUAAGUGACAUGAAUCCAACAAUGCAAGCUCCACCAUCAUACAGCACCUCUUCGAUGAAUUAUUUCUCGGACCAACCGCAAUUUGCGGCUCCGAACACAAAACCAAUGACCAUCAUGACCCAUCGUUUGGAUGCCUCUGUCACUUCUGAAAAGCGUGUGCUUGCACAGCAACAGAAAACAAUCAAUCAUCGAAACAGCCAACGUGAGGUUUGCUUCCGAAUGCUCUACUCACUCACUAUCGACAUUCAUCAUGUGUGUGGUUGGAAAAGCGACUAUCUACAUUCCACGACUCCGUCACAAGCUCAUUUUGAAAGUCUUCCCAUUGAUGUUCCGUUGUGA
Molecule: messenger RNA, 666 nt
Organism: Caenorhabditis briggsae
Lineage: Eukaryota; Metazoa; Nematoda; Chromadorea; Rhabditida; Rhabditidae
Exons: 4
Coding region: 1-666 (221 amino acids)
Source: RefSeq, a predicted model, not a curated record